Molecule: messenger RNA, 595 nt
Organism: Solanum lycopersicum (tomato)
Lineage: Eukaryota; Viridiplantae; Streptophyta; Magnoliopsida; Solanales; Solanaceae
Source: RefSeq, a predicted model, not a curated record
UCGUUAACGGUAGAGUCUUGUUACAAUUUUAUUCGAAUUUUCUUUGUGGAUUGUGAUACUGAACAGGAUCUUUUUUAUUAUGCAGCACGUAUACCACAUUAUCUUUUACCAUAUCUUGGAAUGUCUACAAAAGUGAUUUGGUCUCUGCAAUUUUUGAGACUUAGAAUCUUGGAAUUUCUUGUUGCCCUAGCAAAGUUUGAUGAGUUACAUGGGCAAGAAAUUCUUCAUGUAUUGCUAGACACAAAUUUAUUUUCUUUGUGCCUGCACUGCAUCCGUCAUGGUGAUACACAGAUACAGAAGGCUGCGACACUCAUACUUAUGAAAAUCCUGAUGCAAGAGGAUGGGCUAAAAUAUUGUUGUGCUUAUCCCGAUGAUUUUCAGUCACUGAUACAAGUCUUGCGUCAACUGGUAGAAGAAACAUUUACUUUUGAAAUCCCUUGUCCACAGCACCUCAAAUAUGUUAUUCAAUGCUACCUAUGUAUUUCGCGAGUAGCACGGGAAGACGGGUAAUUUGUUUUUGUCCCUGCUGCGUUUAUGGUUAUUCGUAAUGUCGAAUUCUGUCUCUAAUUCAUUAUUGUUUGAUUUGAACUCCCCU